Molecule: messenger RNA, 1108 nt
Organism: Oryza brachyantha (malo sina)
Lineage: Eukaryota; Viridiplantae; Streptophyta; Magnoliopsida; Poales; Poaceae
Product: protein RESPONSE TO LOW SULFUR 4-like
Exons: 1
Coding region: 493-846 (117 amino acids)
Biological process (GO): cellular oxidant detoxification
Source: RefSeq, a predicted model, not a curated record
UACUAUGAAAAGGAGGUAGUAUUUGGUAGUGCUCUAGCUCUUGUAUCCUAGUUCAGUGAAGCUGCAGUGCAACCAAAUGGUCCAACCGAAUCGUGAGGGUAGGAAGGUCUCUGGUUAGCUCACAGUUCCAACUCCAAUUAAAUCAUAUGUUUUCUAUAUAUAUGUCUAGACAUAUUAGUACAUAUAUGAAUCCAAGCAAAAUCAGAAAAUCUUACAAUAUGGAACAGAAGCAAUAUACACCAAGUAUUACGAAUUCGUCUAUUUUUUGAAAAGGUUUUGCCGGUAGUUAAUUUGUCAAGAAAAAGUUUUCAACGGGGGGAAAUUACAAAAGUUCACCAGUUGAAUCCUUCCCCUACUAUAUAAACCCUAAGGAGACCAACACAUUAGAACCAGACCAAAAUAAUACGCCACGACGUACUUCACGGUCAGCUUCUUCAACCUACCUCGUUAACAUCGUGACACGCGCCACGCACGCUGGCUUGAUCAACGAGGAUGUGGGGUAAGGUGUCCGCCGCGACCACCACCGCCACCGCCAUGGACGCCAAGGAGGCGGAGGAGGUGCUGCGGCGGAGGAACGGCGAGCUGGAGAAGGCGGUGGCGGAGGCGGCGGCGCGGGAGGAGCGGCUGCGGCGGGAGCUGGAGGCGGCGCUGGCGAGGCUGGCCGUCGCGGAGGAGGCCGAGGAGCGGCUGUGCGUGCAGCUCGGCGAGCUGGAGGCCGACGCGGUGGCGGAGGCCGUGCAGCACCAGCGGCGGGUCCGGGAGCUCUCCGACAGGCUCGCCUUCAUGGACGGCGUCAUCCGGUCGUCCGGCUCCUGCAGUACCGCCGCCGCCGCCGCCAUGGACUGAUCGGGUCAGGUCUCCAUGGAUCCUCUCGUAGAUUGUUCUUUUUUUGUGCGAGAAGGUCAUGAAAACAUGUAAAUUAUUCUUGCAUAUUAUUUUACUGGUGCAAGAUUAUGGUGUGUGUGUGAUGAAAUUUACAUGGUUUGUACAUAAUGAAAUGAUCAGUCAGUACUGAUCGUUCGUUCUGGUUUUUUUAAAACCAAGAACCAAAGAGGAGAGAAUCUAGCGGUUCCCGUGCCUUUUUCUUCAAAAAGUUGUUCUGGUUAGG